Messenger RNA from Penicillium concentricum, 1797 nucleotides. Its product is annotated as Oxoglutarate/iron-dependent dioxygenase. Gene Ontology annotation, molecular function: oxidoreductase activity, acting on paired donors, with incorporation or reduction of molecular oxygen; iron ion binding; heme binding. Bases 1 to 1797 code for a protein of 598 amino acids. The record is from RefSeq and is a predicted model, not a curated record. The transcript has 8 exons. NCBI's taxonomy places the organism in Eukaryota, Fungi, Ascomycota, Eurotiomycetes, Eurotiales, Aspergillaceae.
AUGAAUUCAUUUUUCGCCGUUUGUUACGAGGCUGAGUUGAUCAUUCUGGAUGCUAUCUCGAUUGGUUUGGGGUUGCCCGUUCAGCUACGUAAACUCCACCAAGCACAGACCAACGAGCUGCGUCUCACCCACUACCCCCGAGUGGAUCGGGGGCACUUUGCCAAUGCCACCCGCAUUGCGGCGCACACAGACUUUGGCACGAUUACUUUAUUGUUCCAAGACAAUGUUGGAGGCCUGGAAAUGGAACAGCCCCCUGGUAGUGGGGUCUUCGUUCCAGCCGACAAUGCUGGCCCCCACGAGUGUAUUGUCAAUGUAGGCGAUUGUCUCCAGAUGUGGACAGGCCUACACAGUGCCCGACACCGGGUGCAUCUGGCAAAAAGUGAGAAGCAGGGUAAUAUGAUCCCAGAACGCUUCUCGAUUGCGUAUUUCGCAAAGCCUGAUCGUGCAGCCCUUCUCCGUCCACUGCUGGAUUCGCUAGACAAUGGCACGCCAGUGCAAAAGUUCUUGACGGCCAAUGAGUUUCAGCGCAUGCGCAUUGAGGGCCCGGUCGUUCGCUGCGGUCCCAACCAUCUGACUUUCAAUGAUUUGGAUCUGAUUCCUGUGGUGUAUCAUCGCCAGAGUGAUAAGACAGACUAUCCUCAAGACUUUACCUGCCCGGGCGCAGCCACCAACAAGGCCGGCUAUCUUGAAUAUGCUGCGGCCAAACGGCAGUUUGGACAGGCAUUUUCGGUAUCGCGGGUGCAGUUGUUUGAGAGUCUGGUGGAUGAAAAUCUUAUCAAGUGGGUUUCCGUUCUCAACGAGGAAACCCACACGAAUCCCUCAGUAGACUGGGGUACCUGGGUCAAAUAUUUUUCAUUUGAUGUCUAUGUGCCAAUGAGUGUGGGGGAGAGCUUCGGGUUCUUAGACCAUAAGUCCGAUGUGCGCAAUAUGUUGCAAAGCAGUUAUCGUAUCUUCCGGUACUGGACGCUUAGUCGAUAUCGCCCUAUCGCUUGGCUAGCCACCCAUACUUCUUUCGGCCGCCGUUUGUUUGUGAGUGGCCGCGAUGACCCAACAGGCAUGGGAAUGUGGACUACUGAAGUGCAUGAUAUCACUCGAAAGCGUAUUAAAAGCUCCACAACGGAGUCAAAGCCACGCUGGGAGCACUCCAUGUUGGAUCAAUGGCUCGCAGCCAAAUCUGCGGCAGGAGAAGGUAUUCCCCUAUCGGAUAUCGAGGACCAGCUAGUUUCUGAUGUACUGGGUGGUCCCUACGCACUCGCCACCACGAUUAGCCAUCUGGUGACCACGAUGGCCAAGCAUCCCCAGGCCGUUCAGCGAGCCCACCAAGAGAUUGAUAACGCUUUUACCCAGCAGACUCUCUCCAACCCCUCGCCCACCUACACAGAAUGCUGUGCUCUCCCUUUUAUUGAUGCCUGUGUCCGCGAGGCCAUGCGCAUUACAGCUACUGCCUCUCCUAGAUGGCGCUGCUCGCCAGACAGGCCAUUGCGUCUCUUAAACCAGGACGUCCCUCCGGGCACUGCAGUAGCUACAAGUCCCUUCACCAUCUCCACUCAUCCUGAUCUGUACGGUGAGAAUGCCGAAGAGUUUGUUCCCGAGCGGUGGCUUGAGGCGUCAGAGGAGCAGUUGCGAGUGUGGUAUGCAUAUGAUGCGCACUGGGGAUUUGGCUAUCGCAAGUGUCCCGGGCGACACAUAGGGGUAUUGGUCCUAUAUAAGACCUUGGUUACGAUCCUACGCAAUUUCGAUAUCAAAGAGGGGAUUUCAGGAUCGUCAUCCCUGCUGAUGCUGCCACGAAAACCUUGA